GAGAUGUUGCAAACAUAUAAGAGGUAGAGUGAAUACUGCCCAUCCGAGUGAACCGUUUUGCUGGUUGGCAUCUCCGAUUCGAUGUCCUUUAAGCCGGUUAUAUUUUUCUUGUUGUCGACUUGCGCGCCUGUGUAACCAGCAAUGUUGGCUCGUUCCUCUUUGCUACAUGAACGAAUUUGAUGAUGAACGCUGUCGUAUCCUUUCGACAGAAGACUUAAUGAUUUUACAGGAGGUGAUAGCAAUAGAGGCAACGAAUUAAUGAAGAGUAAAGCUCUUUUUCUUUCUUCCGUCCCCCAAUAUUUGACAGGUUGGCUGCCAUAUGGCCUUAAAAAACAAUAUAUCAACCAAAUUUCACGACGUCAAGCCAAGAAGUCCUGGGGGGGCUGCCUUCCUUGCCGCCGAAAGAGCCAAAUGUAGCUUUGAUGUGGAGAGUCUAUCAAAGUUUAUGUAUACGGAGGACUGGCUCAAUAGAAUGAACCAAAUUUUAGAGAUACUCGUAAAUGAGCCUGCUUUUGAUAAAAGGAACAGAUACCAUCAAAGCCGCAAAGACAAGAUUAGCACUGGGUUGCAGAAGGAUAAGCGUUUGGUAGAAUUAGCAAAGGAACAUAAUUGGGACGAGCAGGAUAUUAAAAUUGUCAAUUUUUUAUAUGACCAAUCUACUCCAUUUUCUCUUCAUUAUGGUAUGUUUAUCCCUACGCUGAAAACACAAACUACUGAGGAGCAAAAGAAGCUGUUCUUGGAACGUGCAUUGAAGCACGAAAUUAUCGGUUGCUAUGCACAAACAGAGUUGGGACAUGGAUCCAAUGUUCAAGGCCUUGAAACCACAGCUACUUAUAUACCGGAAACAAAUGAAUUUGAAGUCCAUUCACCAACUUUAACUUCCUCUAAAUGGUGGAUUGGCGGUUUAGGUAAAGCUGCUAAUUAUGCAGUCGUCAUGGCUCGUCUUAUUACAAACGGCAAAGACUACGGACCACAUCCAUUCUGUGUUCAAAUUCGAAGCUUGAAAGAUCAUACACCACUUCGAGGCAUCACUGUAGGCGACAUUGGACCUAAAUUUGGUUUUAAUGCUGUCGAUAACGGAUUUAUUAUGUUCGAUCACUAUCGAGUACCGCACAUUGCCCUUUUGGCCAAGUACUCUCAAGUGAAGCCUGAUAGCGGCGAAUAUGUCAAGCCACCUAAUGCCAAAUUGUCCUACGGUACCAUGGUUUACGUUCGUGCUAAUAUUGUAAUGGGAGUUAGAUAUGCUCUUGCUAAAGCAGCAACCAUAGCUGUCCGCUAUUCCGCCAUUCGUCAACAGUUUGUAGAUGCUGCUAAUCCCAAGAAAUGGAAUAAUAAUGUUAUUGAGACUCCCGUUUUAGAUUAUACAAUGCAGCAAUAUCGUUUACUACCAAUUAUAGCGGCUGCUUAUGCUUGCUUCUUUACUGGACGAGAAAUGUAUCGCCUUUACGAGUUAAAUCAAUCAGAGAUUCAGAAAGGCAAUUUUGGUCUCCUGGCGGACCUUCAUGCCAGUUCAUCUGGUUUAAAGAGCUUAGCUACAACAAUGGCUGUUGAGUCUAUCGAAGAUUGUCGUCGAGCAUGCGGUGGACACGGCUAUAGCAUGUUUUCGGGUCUUGGUCAAUUUUACCAAGACUAUUUGCCCAAUGUUACCUGGGAAGGUGACAAUUAUAUCCUAACUCAGCAAACUGCACGUUAUCUACUGAAAACAUUUCGCAAUGUGGUAGCAGGCAAGGCUGAGCCUUCUGAACAUAAUCAAACGAUUAACUAUUUAGCAGCAUAUCUUCAAAACUCGAAUGCCAAGUGUCCUGCUUCUACUACUUCUGAUUUCUUGAACCCAGAAUUGAUUCUGUCCGCUUUUGCUUUUCGUGCUGCUCGUGGAAUUGCGCAGCUUGCUGAACAAUUGGACCGUCAUGGUAAAUCGUGGAACUCUAUGUUGGUGGAAAUCCGUGCUAUAUCCAACGCUCACUGUCAAUUCAUGUUUGUUCGUAAUUUUUUUGUUGCUCUCCAAAACGAUGUCUCUUUAUCUGCGUCUGGCAACAAAUCUCUUCUUCAAAUCCUCAAGACUUUAGCUGCAUUAUUCGCUUUACACAUUAUGGAGAAGGAGCUCUCUGAAUUUCUUCUUUCUGGGUAUAUAAAUGCCUCUCAAAGCAUUAUGCUUAAACAGCAAGUGAUUGAAUUGCUUGGUCAAAUUCGAUCAGAAGCAGUUGGGCUUGUGGAUGCAUUCGCACUGCCCGACUAUUAUCUUCAUUCCGCCUUAGGACGUUAUGACGGUCAAGUAUACGAGUCUAUGACAAAAAUGGCUGAAAAAGAACCAUUAAACCAUACUCAAGUUGUUGAUGGCUACGAUACAUGUAUCAAACCCUUCGUGCAUAAGGGAUUGAGGUACAACUUUGAGAAAGAUGGAAGGACUUGUUCAAAAUUGUAGCUUUCUUUACUUUUUUACUAAUUGUUAGAAAGUAUUAUAAAUACCGUGAAAUCUAUUCAGUCUCUUCAAAGUGUAUGAAUAAAACUGUAUAUUGUAGAC
Messenger RNA from Mycotypha africana, 2521 nucleotides. RefSeq names its product acyl-CoA dehydrogenase/oxidase C-terminal. Gene Ontology annotation, cellular component: peroxisome. Gene Ontology annotation, molecular function: fatty acid binding; FAD binding; acyl-CoA oxidase activity. Bases 320 to 2422 code for a protein of 700 amino acids. The record is from RefSeq and is a predicted model, not a curated record. NCBI's taxonomy places the organism in Eukaryota, Fungi, Mucoromycota, Mucoromycetes, Mucorales, Mycotyphaceae. The transcript has 7 exons. Gene Ontology annotation, biological process: fatty acid beta-oxidation using acyl-CoA oxidase; lipid homeostasis.